This is a messenger RNA of Helianthus annuus (common sunflower), 2209 nucleotides long. Its product is annotated as leucine-rich repeat receptor-like protein kinase PXC1. Bases 322 to 2070 code for a protein of 582 amino acids. Gene Ontology annotation, molecular function: protein kinase activity; protein binding; ATP binding. The record is from RefSeq and is a predicted model, not a curated record. NCBI's taxonomy places the organism in Eukaryota, Viridiplantae, Streptophyta, Magnoliopsida, Asterales, Asteraceae. The transcript is spliced from 5 exons. Gene Ontology annotation, biological process: protein phosphorylation.
AACUGAUAAUGUCAUAUAUCCCCAAUUUUGUAACCAAACGAACCGAACCCCAGCGUGAUUUUGCCGCCAUCACAACACCAAUAAACCUCCACCGUUGACCGUUCCGAUCAUCGUCUCCGGCGAAUGGAUACACCUGCACCAUCUUCAACCAACUCCCGUCGAUCACCUCUUCGUUACUUCUAUUGCAACUGCUUCAAACGAUGUUGCCGUUGCUUCUGCUGCUUCUACUCUUACCCUUAAGGUUUGGAUAGUCGAAGGCUUCUUAAAUAUGUUGCAUGAAACUUGUGAGAACAGAUGUAAAAUCCAUGGUGUAAGCAGAUAAUGGUUGAAUCGGAAGAAGUCGUUAAGUCAGACAUAACAAUACAAGAAUUUUACCAUGAGGAACGGGAUGCAUUAAUUCCAUUCCGGGACUCUAUGAAAUCCGAUUACUAUUUGCACGGGAAUUGGACCGGUCCACCGUGUCGGAACAAUAUGAGCAGGUGGAUUGGAAUUAGCUGUAUUAACUCCCACGUGACCGAACUGACUCUGGAAUCAAUAAACUUGACGGGAUCACUCCCUGUUGGAUUCCUACAAAACGUUACGUUCUUAUCGAAACUCAGCUUUCGCAACAAUUCCCUUACCGGCGUCCUCCCGAACCUCACCAAUCUCACGCACCUGGAAUCAGUAUUCCUUUCCGGUAAUCGAUUCUCGGGUCGUAUUCCGUUGGAUUACAUCCACCUCCCAAACCUCAUCGCACUUGAACUUCAAGAAAACGAGAUAACAGGAACAAUCCCGCCUUUUGAUCAAGAAUCAUUGACUGCUCUCAACUUGUCGUACAAUCGGCUGUCUGGACCAAUCCCGGAAACGAAAGUUGUAGAAAGGUUCGGAAGUAGCUCGUUCGAUCAUAAUCCAGGGUUAUGUGGAAAACCGCUGGAUAUACCGUGUGUUGUUUCUCCUCCACCUUCUCCUUCAGAAAACAAGAAGAAACGUCUCAAAGCGUGGGGUAUUGAGUUGAUUGCUGCUGCAGCUGCAAUCAUGUUGCUUCUCGUGAUUUUUUGUCUGUUUUGUUGUUACAAAAGAAUUCAAGGAAAAAAAGAGAAGAAAGAGGCAGCUGAAAAGCAUCGGUAUCCCAACGAAGGUGUUGGAAAGAAAGCUCAAUGGUCUGGAAGUACAGAUGAUCAAGAAAAAGCGGCUGACUUAGAAUUCUUCCACAAUCAUAAACCGGUUUUUGAUCUAGAUGAGUUACUCCAGGCGUCAGCUAAAAUUCUUGGGAAAGGAACCCUAGGUAUCACCUACAAGGCGACACUGGAAUCGGGUCUCGUUGUUGCUGUAAAACGGGUCAAAGAAAUAGAUUCUUUGACCGAAAAAGAAUUUGUACACCAAAUGCAUUUGCUCGGGAAGUUGAGGCAUGAAAACCUUGUGGAAAUGAUUUCGUUUUACUGCACAAAAGAUGAGAAGCUGGUUAUUUAUGAAUUUGUUCAAGACGGAAGCUUGUUCGAGUUAUUGCAUGGAAGUAGAGGAAUUGGGAGAAUACCACUCAACUGGACAACAAGAUUACAAAUCCUAAAAGACGUAGCAAAAGGUCUAAUCGUCUUGCACCAGUCAUUAUCUUCUCAAAAAGUGCCACACGGAAACCUCAAAUCAUCGAACGUAUUAGUCUACUUCACAAACGAAACCGCACACGCCAAACUAUCCGAUUAUGGCUACUUGCCACUUUUACCAUCACUAAAGUCAACAUUCGCAAUCGGGAAAUGCCCUGAAGUCAUAGAAGGGAAAAAAACGACACACAAAUCAGACGUUUAUUGUUUUGGUGUUUUGCUGUUGGAAGUGCUUACAGGGAAACCACCAGGAGAUGAUAACCAUGAAGAUCUAACAAAUUGGGUUAGAGGUGUUGUUGACUCUGACUGGUCAAUGGAUCUAUUUGAUUUGGAAAUAUUAGGGGAGAAAGAUGGGCAUGAUGAUAUGUUGAAGAUUGCUGAGUUGGCACUUGAAUGUACUGAAGCUUUACCUGAAAGAAGACCUAACUUGACUCAAAUAUUGACCAGAUUAGAAGAAAUUCAGUAUCGUCAAGUGAGCAUAGGGGUUAACUAAUUAUCUCUUAUUUUAAUGAUUUUUUUUUUUUAUAAUUGGUUGUUAUAGUAUAAAUAAAAGACGUGGAUGUAGAGUAUUGGACAAAAUAACACGAUCUAUAUUGGUUCACAUAGAGGUUAAUAAAUACACCUUUGGAACA